ACGUGUGGUCCCGUGAUAGGUGGCCACCUGGGCAAUAAGUCCAUCCGGGACAUUUCCUGGCUACUAAAUAUUCCACGCUCAACUGUUAGUGGGAUUAUAACAAAGUGGAAGCAACUGGGAACAACAGCCACCCAGCCACCAAGUGGUAGGCCACGUCACAUGACAGGGCGGGGUCAGUGCAUGCUGAAGCGCACAGUGCGCAGAAGUCACCAACUGUCUGCAGAGUCAAUAACUAAAGACCUCCAAACUUGGUGUGGCCUUCAGAUGAGCCCAACAACAUUAAGGGAACUCUUCAGGUGACAAUAUGAUGGCCCCUUCCUGUUCCAACAUGACUGCCCACCAGUG
Molecule: messenger RNA, 345 nt
Organism: Staurois parvus
Lineage: Eukaryota; Metazoa; Chordata; Amphibia; Anura; Ranidae
Source: the annotation of a GenBank genome assembly